Molecule: messenger RNA, 1172 nt
Organism: Lolium perenne
Lineage: Eukaryota; Viridiplantae; Streptophyta; Magnoliopsida; Poales; Poaceae
Biological process (GO): protein ubiquitination
Cellular component (GO): cytoplasm
Molecular function (GO): ubiquitin protein ligase activity
Source: RefSeq, a predicted model, not a curated record
UUUAGCCUGGAUGCAUAGCAUACGCCAUACGGAUUGAUCAGCCUAAAAAUUGGCCGCUCUACGUUGCUCCGAAUCCGACUCUUGUAAUCUACUCCGAGACCAACACGUACAUCUAGGCUGAUAUAAAUAUUGCCGGAGCAAGCGCUCUCAUUGUCGUACACUUCUACUCCUCAAACGUGCAGUUCCUUGCCUGCAAUCCAAUUUCGGCAGCACGUACGUACCCUGCCGGGAAUCGAUCAGGCUCACCUCUUUGUCGACCGCAGUUACAAGCCUGAUGGCGUCCAUUGUCGAGGACAUCAGCCACGACGGUGACUACAUGCAUCUGCCGUCCUUCGAGAAAGAGGACGCCGACGACUACACAGACCUGCCAUCUCAAGAAGAGGAAGAAGUGGAAGAGGAAGAGGAAGAAGAGGAACAAGAAGAAGAGGAGGAGCAAGAAGAAGAAGAGGAAGAGGAAGAAGAGGAGGAGCAAGAGGAAGACGGGCUCGAGAACAUUCGUCCGGAGCAAUUCCUGGCCUUUGUGCUGUCUAUGGACUUUGGCAGCUACAUACUCGCGGAUAUAAUAGAGGCGCAGGACGCUGCGGCGAGCACGUCCGACGCCACCCCAAGCAUCGGCGUCGCGGGUGCCUCAGAUGAUUCGGAGUUGGGCGAGGCGCUGGAGACGGUGGAGGCGCCGUCUGACGGUCGCGACUGUCCGAUCUGCUUGCAAGACGACGACACAGCGGCGUGGAAGGAGACCCCGUGCGGGCACCGGUUCCACGGACGGUGUGUCGAGAGGUGGCUGCAGGCGAAAGGGAGCUGCCCGAUGUGCCGGAGUCAGCUGGUGGCCACGAUUCCCACCGCCGCCGCCACAAGUACUGCUCCAGAGAUGGAGCAGUCAGUUUUCGUGGACUUCUAUGAUCGGGUUAUUGCCAGCUCCGCUCUCACGGAGGAGGAGUAGCUGCUUAAUUAGCUAGAGAAAGUGACGAUGCUGCUUACGAUGGUUUACUUGUAAUAGAAAGGACCUGAUAUAAUGAUAUCGACAUAGCCUUCCUUGUGUAAACAUCAGUAGUAAAAAAUGUGUAUAGCAGAUGCAUCUUUGCCGGUAACACAAGAUCGAUCUGGCAGUGAGUGCAGGGCUGGCACUACAUGUCACCGCUACUUCUGUGUGGCUGUUUUGCCAAGGGUACUAU